UAAUACCCACUGUUUCCAAUAAAAAUUUGCAAUGAAAAUCUCCUGCACAAUCACAUUAUGGAGACCAUGAUAUAGCCAUUUCUUAUCAAUAUUUUGAUAUCCAAUUAUAACGUUUGGUGUUGAACUUGCUCUGUUCUGUGGGUAUAUCUUUUAUCUUUACCCUUCAAAAUCUUCUUCUUCUUUAGCUAUAAAGCUUCAAUCUUUAGAUCACACCCACCUUCCCGAUCCACCAUUUCCCAAUUCAUUCUCUCUUCGCAAGAUCUAGAAGCCACAGCGAUGUCUUUUCUUGGUACCCAGCAAAAGUGCAAGGCUUGUGAGAAAACAGUGUAUCCUGUUGAUCAGCUUUCUGCUGAUGGUACUUCUUACCAUAAAGCUUGCUUCAGGUGCUCUCACUGCAAAGGAACAUUGAAGCUGAGCAACUAUUCCUCAAUGGAAGGUGUUCUUUACUGCAAGCCUCAUUAUGAGCAGCUUUUCAAGGAGACUGGCACAUUCAAGAAGAACUUCCAGUCGCCUGCAAAGCUAGCUGACAAGAAUACUCCUGAGCUGACAAGGUCCCCAAGUAAAGCUGCGGGCAUGUUUUCUGGGACACAAGAAAAGUGCGCUACAUGUGGCAAGACUGCUUAUCCAUUGGAAAAGGUAACAGUGGAAAGUCAGGCCUAUCACAAAUCAUGUUUCAAGUGUUCACACGGUGGUUGUCCCAUAACUCCAUCGAAUUAUGCAGCCCUUGAGGGCAUUUUGUAUUGCAAGCAUCAUUUCUCUCAGCUUUUUAAGGAGAAAGGGAGCUAUAAUCAUCUUAUUAAGUCUGCAUCAAUCAAAAGGGCAGCAGCCUCAGUUCCAGAAUCUUGAUUGUUGGUGUCUUGUAUUGCUUUCAAUUUUUUUAAAGAAGAUAUUUGGUCUAUCAAUCAAGUGUUUGUAUGUGUGGCCUUUUUUUUCAAUUGUUCUAUAGUGACUUGAUCCUUUUCUGAUAUUUCCUUCUAUGUCUGGCGUGGAUUUCUUGUGUGAUUUAUUUAUCCAAUGCACAUUCAGUAAUGACCAAUGAGAGCGUGAUUUGCAAGAUCUAACUUUCCAAGUUGAUGACAGCCUUUUGUUGUAUUCUCUACUGGAUGCUGUUGUAUUCUUAGAGAGUAAGGAAAUCAAUUUAUCCUAUUUAUCUGUCCA
Messenger RNA from Lotus japonicus, 1158 nucleotides. Its product is annotated as LIM domain-containing protein WLIM2b-like. The transcript is spliced from 6 exons. NCBI's taxonomy places the organism in Eukaryota, Viridiplantae, Streptophyta, Magnoliopsida, Fabales, Fabaceae. The record is from RefSeq and is a predicted model, not a curated record. Gene Ontology annotation, cellular component: actin cytoskeleton; plasma membrane. The coding region runs from base 277 to 846 and encodes 189 amino acids. Gene Ontology annotation, molecular function: actin filament binding. Gene Ontology annotation, biological process: actin filament bundle assembly.